This is a messenger RNA of Cimex lectularius (bed bug), 2247 nucleotides long. RefSeq names its product neurotrimin-like. The record is from RefSeq and is a predicted model, not a curated record. Gene Ontology annotation, cellular component: neuron projection. NCBI's taxonomy places the organism in Eukaryota, Metazoa, Arthropoda, Insecta, Hemiptera, Cimicidae. The transcript has 9 exons. The coding region runs from base 373 to 1314 and encodes 313 amino acids.
UCUUCGUGAUGCAAUGGAAAAUUACGAAUGAAACUAAUUGACUUUUGCAUGCCGAGCGUAAAAAAAAUAUGUGUCAGAAGUGGGAUUCGAACCCACGCCCACAGAGUGGACUGCGACCUGAACGCAGCGCCUUAGACCACUCGGCCAUCCUGACUUGCUUUCAGCGUAACUACAAAUAAUUUACUGAGGGAAGAAAUCCAAUCUUGUAAUAACAAUUGAAAUGUAGCGUGGCUGCGUGUGGACACUCAGACUAUUCUCACAAUCCACGGCCACGUAAUAACAAAGAACCACAGGAUCGGCGUGACCCACUCGGACCACAGGACAUGGCAUCUUCACAUUAAAGAGAUCCGACAGUCGGACCGUGGAUGGUACAUGUGCCAGAUCAACACGGACCCUAUGAAGAGCCAAGUCGGCUUCCUCGACGUAGUUGUGCCGCCUGAUAUUUUGGACUACGGAACGAGCACGGACAUGGUCGUCAGGGAAGGGAGCAACGUCAAUUUCAGAUGUGCUGCAUCUGGAGCACCCACACCAAAUAUCACAUGGAGAAGGGAAGGAGGAGAAGCAAUUACACUACAUAACGGUCAAGAAGUUCCGACGAUUGAAGGGCCUGAGUUCAACUUGACGAAAGUCAACAGAUUGCAUAUGGGAGCGUAUUUGUGCAUCGCUUCGAACGGCGUGCCACCGUCAGUGAGCAAACGAAUUAUGCUAAUAGUCCAUUUCCCGCCGAUGAUCUGGAUCCAGAACCAGUUGGUCGGAGCGAUGGAAGGCGAACAAAUGACACUGGAAUGCAAUUCAGAGGCGUACCCCAAGUCGAUCAAUUACUGGACGAGUGAAAAGGGAGGAAUUAUCUCUAACGGCGCUAAAUACGAGCCCGAGCUGCAAAACAACGCGUACAAAGUAUUCAUGAAACUGACGAUACACUCAGUGACUCCGUCCGACUUUGGCUCUUAUAAAUGCGUCUCCAAGAAUUCACUAGGCGAGACCGACGGAACUAUAAAAUUGUACCGGAUUCCGAGUCCAUCUACAACUACCACGACCACUGUUACCACAGAGGAAGUGACCACGCCCUCCAAAGUGGUUCCGGAAGUGAAAUCAGAGCGGAAACGGCAAAAAGAGAAAAAGAAACUUGCACAAGUCAACGAUAUCCCGCCGUUGCCGGAUAUGAGAGGAGGGGACGCACCAAAGCCAGGGAGGGUGAAGGUGGAGGAGAAUAGGUACGAGACGAAAAUGGACAGGUCGCAGUACUCGGGCUGCGGAGCAAGUUGGCCGACCCGAUACCUUUUGGUGUUGAUGCUAACCGUGUUCAGCGUUUAGUUCGUCGACCACCCGUUAGAGAUCAGCACACUGAGGAUUUCCAGCGGCGACUCACUCAAGUUCACGUUCUUCCCUCCAUAAAUUCGAAUAUUAUGUAAUACCGAUGAACUUACAUUUACUUCUUAUUUUGUUUUUUCCAGUCUACUUCUUUUUAUAUUUUUGUUUAUGAAAUCCAGUACAAAACAACCUUUUGAGUAUUUUGUUUGACUUGACCGAACGGAUCGGUGCUAACAAUGCCAAAAUAAUAAAGUUAACGCUUUCCUUCUUAUAGUGGAAAAUAACGAUGUAUAUAAUAAACCUGUACCCCCAAAUUCUAAUCUAUGUAUAGACGUGCUGUGUAUAUAUUGUAUUUGUAUAUAAAGACUGUUCAAAGAAAUGUUUUCUCCUCCUUUGUUAGCAUUUUCUUGUAUUUGGUGUUUAUUUGAUAAUUUAAUCUUGAAAAGCAAUGGUUGUGCAUUGGGAUUUUAAUAUUUAUCAUUUUUGUCUGUGUGAAAUUAUUAUAAUAAAAAUGUGAACUUUAAAACUAAUUUAAACAUAUGGGUUGCUUUGUAUAGUGUUUGCCAACCAAAUAUCCAGUAGAAAGCCUAUUCAUUUUUUUUAGAGUAAUAAAAUAAAAAAUAAAACGUUUUUUGUUUUGAAAUUCCAUAUAAUAUUUGUAAAUAUAAGUUCCUCCUAUAUUACCUCAUCAGUUUUGUUUAUGGUGUAAUAACUAAAAUGUAAAAUAUUUAAAAAUAACAAUUAUAGUGAUGAUGAUGUGUUUAUUAUUUCACAACCAAUUAGUUUUUACAAAUAUUUCUGACUGUUCCGAGAUGCAUCUUAGACUAGGUUAGGUGUGUGAAAUUUAGUUCAGAAAUACAUGUAUAAUUACUUUAAUUGUGUUUCAUUGUUUAUUUCGAAUUGUGUGUACUGUCUGAUGGAAUUUUUUAAAUUCAC